CUAACCGACACAACAGUAACAUGUUGUCAGCUCCGGACCACUCAUAUGCGGUUAGCUUAGCUCUGCAGCUACUUCGUUAGCUCUGUUUAGCCGCUAAAUAGAGCAGCUGGCAGCUUCGUCUCGGUAACAGCAUGCCUCGGAGGAAGAAAACCGGCCAGAGCCCGGCCAGAGCCCCCGGUGGGCCACAUGAGGAGGGGGGAAGCCUCGGCCACAUCAUGGGUUACCGACUACCUCAGGUUUAUGACAACUUUCCAUCCAGCAGCUCGAUCUCCAGCGCAGCCAAGGAGACAAUCAUCAAAAGCAUGCAGGAGAUGUUCUCCCACCUGGACCCAGAAGUUAUUUACAUCGUGCUGUCUGAGUGUGAUUUUAAAGUUGAAAAUGCAAUGGACUCCCUCUUGGAGCUGUCUGUGGCUGCUGAAGGUGCAGCACCUAUUCCUUCCCCCGUCUCUGGCUUUGAGCGCACUGCUGCAGCCCUCCUCCGUCCAGGUCACUUUUCUGAAGCUAGAGCAGACCCAGACGCCUCCAGACCAUCACAGCAACCCUUCUCUCCCACCUCCACCAACCUCUUGACAGAAGAGUUGGACCUGCUAGUUGAUCAGGAGCUAGAGACACUUACUGCACAACAAGACAUUAAGAAAGAACACCCUAGCAGCCAGUGUAUGUCUGCUGGUAUGUUCCUGUCCUCUUUCCCUCCACCACCAUUUCCAAAGCAGAGCCUCCCCGAGCUACUUCAGUCCAGUCUGGAACCUGCAUCUAAAGGACCCUCUGAUGAGCAGCCAUGUACUGUGGAGUGUAGAUCUGGAGCUUCCUCUCCACUUGACCAGCUCAGCACUUGGGAAGAUGACAAUACUGAGGGUCAGCAAUCGGUGGUGGAUUUCACACAUCUGAUUACAGAAACACCUGCAGACAAGCUGAAACCUCCUUUGGACCUGGCAGCUUCAGGACGUCCCUCUGCAUUCCAGGUUUAUAAAAAGCAAGACCCGUCACACACUCUUUCUAACAAGGCUGGGGUCUUGCCCUCUGAAGGUGUAGUAGGAGGAGCACGGUCUAAGGUGAAUAUGUUGAAUCCGGUGCCACCUGGCUACACGUCUUCCCCCUGGAACCCUGAUUCACCAGUGUUUAUUCCCUGUAACCAGUCGAACCAGGGACCAUUGUUCAUCACCCCUGUGGCACAAACACUGCCAAACUGGCCCAGUCAACCCAGGCAUGCCACUCCUUGGCUAAAUCAAGGCCCAGUCAGGCAGGCACCUCUUAAACCUUCUGCUACUAUUCCUAAGUCCUGGGCCCUGCCUACUGCUCCGCAACAUCCUGUCCGCCACAGCAGACUCCGUUUGGAAGGGAAAGUGCUCGUGCUGAUACGUGGUGCUCCGGGAUCUGGCAAGUCAACCUUGGCUAGAGCAUUGCAAGAUCAUAACCCAGGUGGAGUUGUACUGAGCACUGACGACUAUUUCACUCACCAUGGACAGUAUCAGUUUGACCCCACUGCUCUCGGGGAGGCUCACGAGUGGAACCAUAAGCGAGCCAAAGAGGCUUUUCAGAGGGGCGCUAACCCCAUCAUCAUUGACAAUACCAACAUGCAGUGUUGGGAGAUGAAACCCUAUGUGGCGCAGGCACUGAGACAUGACUAUAAGGUGCUUUUUCGAGAGCCGGACACAUGGUGGAAGAACAAGCCAAGAGAAUUGGAGAGACGCACCACACAUAACGUACCAGUGGAAAUAAUACGACGCAUGCUGACUAGAUAUGAGCGCUACGUCACAGUCCAGUCCAUUAUGGGUUCACAGAUGCCGGAGUCGAAGCAGCGCAUCCUCUUGGAGAACAGAAGCUUACAGCCUGUGACUUCUGAAACACCUUGUCCGGACCUUGUCGGACAGCCUGGACUGACAGAGCAGUGUAAGAAGUCCCGCCCUCAACUAUUUUCCUCCCUUCCUGACGUGUCAUCUAUUGGUCAUUCCGCUGAGGUGGGAAUGCUAGACAAAUCCACUGAAUCGCUGAAUUUCCAACCAACUGAAAGAUCUGCGGAAAGCAUUAGAGUUUCUGAUGGGGAUAACCUGGAUGACAUGGAUUUGGGGACAUUAGAUUCUGAGUUAGAUGCUCAGUUAGACUUAAAUCAUCUAAAAGGAGAUCAGAAGAUCCCUGAUUGUAUUGUGGAAUCAGUGAUGAACGAAGAUCACCGUGGGAAUGAAAGGCCAGUGGCUUUCUCCGAAUCUAUUGGACAAAGGGUUCGGAGGGAAAGGCCAAGCAGGAGGUCAAAUUUUGACAGGAUGGAGUCUUCUGAUCUGGUAAAAGAUACUAACCGAUCAGAGAGUAAGGUGAAGGAGAAAGAAAAUAUGGCUGAAGAGGAAGCAGAAAGGGAUGAGAUCAAGGGCGAGAAUGGAAUGCCUAAGAUGUUGGAUGGAUUUGUAGGGGACUGGCCUUCUAAAGGGUCUCUCGAGCAGCGACAGGUGAAGAGAAGAGAAAUGCAUAAACAGGGAAAUGAAAAGGAAGAUGGAGGUGGGGCUGAAGAAGUUAAUCAAAAUACAAACAAAGUGCAGUCUGGACCUAAUGUAAAAGAGUUCCAAAAGCUUCUUGAUCUUAUUCAGACAGGGGGAGCUGCUCUGCAAACUGGUUCCUCUCAUUCAUCCUCACUUUCCCCAAGCUCUGACAGGGCAUUGGAAAGUGAGGUGGAGGAGGCAGGUAGCAGGAGAUCUAACAGUGAGGAGAGAGAGCAAAACAUGGGUAGGGUUAACAGCAGUAGAGCUGAAUUACCAGAUUGUGUGUUAGACUGGAAGGCAGCUGACUCUUGUGUGGUUAGGGAAUCGAAAAUUGAUGGAUGGGAGGGACUUAAAAUUGAAAAGGAGGUGAGUAAUACCCCAAUAGAAAAUGAUAAAACAGGAUCUGUGGAUUUGAAAUCAACCAUUCAACCUGCUACUGAUUCACUUGCUAUCUCUGAAACUGUGGAUGCAAAAGUGUGUCACGAUAGGGGAAGCCACAAUGUUGAAAGUGGGCUUGGUACAGAGCCAGGUGCUGCUGGUCAUUCUGAUAUGGACACAAAUAAUUUCACAGACAAUGGUGGAUUGAUUGGAGUAGAGCUUGAUGGCACCCAUGUGGGUGAAGUGUGUCAGAGUCCAGGGUGUGAGGGCGCUGUGGAUACAGAAAGCAGCACUUUCAGUGGAGACAGUCAGGAGCGAAAGCAUCGCCAGGGUCGCAGAUCAGGGAAACAGUGCAAACUAGCCCUCACCUUCUCUCAAAACUGUCCUGCAUCUUCACUGACAACUCUUCAAUGUCCCACUACCACAGUCCAAAAUGUAGACAGUAGUGAGAAUAGCUGUAACCUAGAUAUUGAACCUAACACAACCCUUAGCUUUAAAACAAACUUUGACUUGUUCACCAAGUCCAAAUCUGAGCCACAUCAACAGUCCCCAUCCCCUCUUUCUCUGAUAGACAUGGGAUACUCCACCCAGACAGAACCUCAAGACUUUGCCCUACUUUGGCGUCUCAGUCGUCAAGAUGGCCCUGAUGAUACAGUCGUCGCUGUUUGCAGCUACCCCACUGACAUCACAGUCCUGUCGGGGGACUCUUCUCGCUUUGUGCCAGAGCUGUCCUCUGCUGUUUCUGCAGCAGUUGCAGUUCACCCAUCCAGCCACACGGAGGUACCCUACCGUGUGGUGCAUGAGAAAGGCACACAGGUGGAGGAGAGAGACUUUGGGGCAACUCAAGACCGACUGGAGAGCCUGCGCAUUCUCAGCACCCAUUUUAAACUAGUUAGCUUUGAUACAUUAGAAGACCUGUAUGACAAAUGCCAUCACAACCUAGAAUGGACCACAAAUCUGCUGCUGGACUCUGGAGAGAGGUUCUUCAGAGAUGAAGAGGGGAGGGAGGAGGAGGAAGGUGAUAGGGGUGAAGAUAACCAGAACACAUCCAAUCUGCGUGGAGCCUUAGAAAAGGUUGUAGAAACCAAGUUAUCUUCUAAUGUGUUAGACGAGCUUCAGUCUAAAGGUUUGCCAAAUACAACUAGGGUUGUGGAGGCGACUCAGCAGUCAGCUCAUGAGACAGUAAGUGAGUCUGGUGAGAGCUCUGAUAAUACAGGCUUGCCGAAUGUUGGAGGUGCAGCUUCUGAUGAAAAUCAUCCCAAUACACCAUCACCUUCAGUAAAACCUUUUCAAACAGAGCUUAAUCUGGUUUUAUCAGAAAAAGGAGUGAAAUGUAACACCAGACACAAAGUGAUAUCAGAACCUGAGUUUGAGGGUGGGGCUUGGGUCGGGAGCAUAGAUGACGGUGUAAUUAUUGAAGAGUCAAGAAUUGAAAUUGAGGAUGAGAUUGCUAGCAUGGACGAGGUCAACCGGUUGCUGCAGGCUGAGCUAGACGUGAUGGAAAGAGAGGCGAAAGAGAAGAAGAAGGAGGAGAGGAAUGAAAGCAGGCAUUUGGAGGAGAGAAGGAGUCAACACCUGGACAUUCAGAGUGUGGAGCUGAAACUACCCACUGAGCUGGCACUACAACUAACUGAACUAUUUGGACCUGUGGGAAUAGAUCCAGGUACGUGUUCCUCUGAUGACUAUGUACUGCACAUGGACCUCAAUCUUGCUAAACUGCUUCACCAGAAGUGGAAGGAAUCCAUCCAGGAAAGGCAGAGACAAGCAACUCUUUCCUUUCACCUGCUUAAAGAAAGUUCAAUGCACUGGGGUGAACCACAGGUGGCCAAACAUGGCACGAGAGAUCGGAUGCAGGCAUCACGUUUCCUUCUUAGCACAGAUGGUUAUGCAUCACAGGAUAGCCAACCAGAGUCCCAUGGUGGGAUGCCAUUCAUGGACCACUGGAAUGUUUCCCGCCCACAUGUGUCUCUACGAGACAUUAUAAAAGAGGAGCAGGCUUUGCAGCAGAACGUGGAGAAGACCAGACAAAACCGUGCAGAGCUCGACAGGCGUGAUGGAGCCACCCUGUUAAAAGAGAACCAGCUUUACUCCCUCUUCCCCACCAUUGACAGGCAUUUUCUCCAGGACAUCUUUAGAGACCACAAUUACAGUCUGGCCCAAACACAGCUGUUUCUUCAAUCUCUACUGGAUGAGGAGCCUGUCAAGACGGUUGUCGCUCCAGAAGCACCUCGGUCUGACCACCACAGAGCAGCCAGCAAGGAAAGGGAAAAGAGGCAGAAGCCCCUGGAGUCAGCUGUGCUCGACUACCAGGAUACUGAGGACCCCGAAUAUGAUGACUUCAGGGCCGAAGCCAGCCUGCAGAGGAGCCGGCAGAUCGAGAGUUUUACCAAAGCUGCUGAGGCUUACAAGCAAGGGCGCAAAGAAGUGGCUUCUUUUUAUGCACAGCAGGGACACCUGCAUGGCCAGCGAAUGCGUGAAGCCAAUCACCGAGCAGCAGUUCAGAUCUUUGAGAGGGUCAAUGCAUCGCUGCUGCCCAGGAACAUCCUGGACCUCCAUGGGCUGCAUGUAGAUGAGGCCCUGGAACAUCUGGCCCAGGUCUUGCAUGACAAAAUCUCAGAUUGUGAGCAGGGUCUGUGUCGACCUCAGCUCUCUAUCAUCACAGGAAGAGGGAACCACAGCCAGGGGGGCGUGGCCCGCAUCCGCCCCGCCGUUAUAGACUACCUCACCAACAGAAACUACAGGUUCACUGAGCCAAAGCAAGGUCUCGUGUUGGUCUUUUUGAAGUGAAGAGAACUUGGUUCAUAGGAUUCAAGCUAAAGCUGCUGUGGAGGACAUACUGUCUUUCUCACUUCUAUAACUCCACAUGUACAAUAAUCAUAUAGUGUAUGGUGCACUCCGUCUUCACCUUUCAUACUUCUGUCAGUUCAUUUAUUUCUUUGUCUCCUGUGCUCAUCCCCACUCUCUCUUUCUCCAUCAGUCAUUUACAGCACAUGUCAAAAAUUUAGACACUUUCUCAUUCAAGUGAAAGUGUGUCCAAACUUUUGGCUGGUUCUUUAGCUAAAAGAAAUAUUAAUAAAACCAUAAUCUUACUUAAAUUGAGGUUAAUAUAUUUUAAUCUUAAUUCAGGUCUUAAUCAGAGUAGGUUUUGCUUUGUAUUUAAGAAAGAUAACAACACUGGUGCAAAACACAAACAAGGUUUUUUUAUGCAGCUGUGAAGCAACAAAGUUUAUAUAUUUUGUAUUUUAAAAUGUUAGCUGUAGUAUGUUUAUAGUGUGGCUUGCUGUUUUUUGCUUUAUAUUUGCCUUCAUGCCUUUUUAAAGUGUAUACAAAAGCCUGUGUAGGAGGCUCCAUGUUAAAUAAAACGUUAUUUAAUCUUUCUAACAUUUAUUAAUACAGAUUCAUGUUUGAGAUGUAAGUAUUUUAUGCAGCUUUAUUUGAUGCUUUAUCAUGAUUGUUCUCUGUAAGAUGUUUAGGUGAUACAUCAUCACAUCAUUUUAUUAAACACUGAGAUUUUUAUUUGUUAAUUCUACACUGCAUCUCAUCUAAUCAGGGGUUGUUUUUUGAGAAGUCAUCACAAGUCAAAUGCUUUAAGGAAGGGCCUUUUUGUUCCUCUGGUCAUGGUGUCACAGUGCACCUGAAAGUCAUCAAAUAAUCAAAGGCCUUUAAAUAGUUUGAACAACUGGAGCAGUUCCUCUCCUUUGUGUUAGCAACUGUCUCAGCAGAAUACUGCAGCUGUUUUAGUUUAAGACCAAGUCAAGCAUAGCUGUUAAUAUAUUGAUAUUGACUCAGGUAAUGAUUGAACAAGUUUUUGAGGCCAGUUGAUAGUUUCCAACCUGUUUCUGGUAGCAUUUUUUAAAAAAUCCAUUGUGCCAAACUUUGUAGCGAACUAUUCCUCAGGUAGCUACACGAGUAUUGUAGGUUUAAAAUGGCCUCUUUU
Messenger RNA from Scomber japonicus (chub mackerel), 6786 nucleotides. RefSeq names its product NEDD4 binding protein 2 (gene n4bp2). The record is from RefSeq and is a predicted model, not a curated record. Gene Ontology annotation, molecular function: ubiquitin binding. The coding region runs from base 132 to 5636 and encodes 1834 amino acids. The transcript has 16 exons. NCBI's taxonomy places the organism in Eukaryota, Metazoa, Chordata, Actinopteri, Scombriformes, Scombridae.